AUGACUGCACUGGUAACUUGCCUUUGUAAAAGACCAGACCAAAACAAAACAGGUCUAAACUCGGAUUUGCGCGACAUCGAAAUUGAAAAAGAGUUUGUCACUGAUUUGUGUGGGUUGAAAUCCAAAUCGUUUCUUGGAAAAGUGAUUGCCUUGAGGAUUUUAGUAGGUCUAGCUCGGGCAAUCCGAAGACAGAGAGAGGUAGAGGUCCAUUCGGACCCCGCCGUGGAUGAGAACCAAGAGGGACAUGGACCGGAAGGGAGAGGAAACAGAAGAUUCGCGAGUGAAUAUACUUCGGUAGAGCAAGGCCAAGAUUUUGCCACUUCCACCGAGACCCUGGACCGAGAAGAGAAGUCGGAACUGUCUGACAUCUCUACUGGAAAUGUGGCGACUACAAGAUCAUCCACAGACAACACCACGAUGCUUGGCGUGACGGAGAAACCGGCAACGUCCUCGUCGUUUUCAGAAAGAGUGAAGAACACUUUCGGAAACUUCUUUCCAUUUACUAUGGGAACGGGUACGGGCGAUGAAGCAGAAACACAGGAAGAAGAAGAGGACGAUGACGGGCAAGAUGACUUUGGAUCUCAAGUCAGCCUCAAUAGCUCGACUCAGGAGAAUGACGCAUACACCGAUAGAGAGGCUGGGACCAUGGACCAAUUUGGUGUGGUGAGGAGAAAAAGCAAUACCACUAACGGAUCAGGCCAGUCAGGAGACUUUGUGAACAUGAAGAAUUCGGAAAGAAGUGGAUCAAGAAAAGACGUCGAGGCAGAUAAUCAAGGCCCGAAUAUCGACCAGCACCAAGCUACCUGGGACCGACAGGAGGUAGAGGUCCAUUCGGACCCCGCCGUGGAUGAGAACCAAGAGGGACAUGGACCGGAAGGGAGAGGAAACAGAAGAUUCGCGAGUGAAUAUACUUCGGUAGAGCAAGGCCAAGAUUUUGCCACUUCCACCGAGACCCUGGACCGAGAAGAGAAGUCGGAACUGUCUGACAUCUCUACUGGAAAUGUGGCGACUACAAGAUCAUCCACAGACAACACCACGAUGCUUGGCGUGACGGAGAAACCGGCAACGUCCUCGUCGUUUUCAGAAAGAGUGAAGAACACUUUCGGAAACUUCUUUCCAUUUACUAUGGGAACGGGUACGGGCGAUGAAGCAGAAACACAGGAAGAAGAAGAGGACGAUGACGGGCAAGAUGACUUUGGAUCUCAAGUCAGCCUCAAUAGCUCGACUCAGGAGAAUGACGCAUACACCGAUAGAGAGGCUGGGACCAUGGACCAAUUUGGUGUGAAAUGGCAGUCCACGUCGAGAGAGAAAAUCUGCGGGAAGAGAUCAACCGCAACAGACAAGAAGUUAGUAGAAGCGAAAAACUUGAAGGAGAGAAAGGAUGAACACUUGGCUAAGAACUUGUCGCGAAUGACGAGGAAAGCUGAGCAGAGAGAGUUACGAUUGAGAGACGACAUGGAUAUGUUGAGAACUCAACAAGAGCAGACUCUUGGGACUCUUGACACCAAGAUAGAUGCGAUGAUGGAGUUGCGAACUCAGGCCAUCAUGGAUAGGAACAGUAGUCAUGCGAGUCAAGGAAGAAACAAUCUCAGCGAUUCGGACAUGACGGAAAAUCCAGAGCCCUUAUCAGGGGGCAAUGAUACUCAGGCGGGGCAUUCAAGAGACGCUACAUCAAUGGCCACAGCCUUUGAACAUCUGAACAGCAACUUGGAAGGAACAGCCCUAAACUGUGUGAUGACCAAAAAGCAAUACCAGCGGGACACUGCUGAGAAAAACUCUGAAAUCUUGUUAAAUCGUUUUGGCUCAGGGGAGCAAGAACACCAAGUAAUGAUGCGGUUCGAGAAAUGGAGGCAACGUGAAAAAGAGACGAUAGACAAGUUUCUAGACAAUUUGGAGAUGCUGAGAAGGCGUAGCCAACCAGAUGAGUCGAACAGAAGGAUGAACCUAGCGGUAGCCUCAAAAUUCAUCGAUGGUGUGAAGAAUGAUGAGCUUCGAACAAUUUUAGCCACACAUUACACACCACUCUCAACCAAUGCGUCAACACCAGAGGAGUUGAGACUCAAGUCAAAAGAAUAUCUUUUGCUGAAGCCUCCAUCGAGAUCUGGAUUUUACAAGAGCAAUUAUGGCAAUUUUAACAACGGAACAGCAAACCAACGAAACAACUGUUUGGAAGGUCAUUUUAAAUCGGAUUGUCCACAAUUCUGGGAUGCUGUAGCAGACUUAAAGCAUUCAAGGCAUCAGGAAGCUUUAUCGGGUGUGAAAGCCAGCAAAGCUCGCCUGUUGAGUGAAGCGGAGGCACGCAGAAAAGAAAAACCGCAAGAGCUGGCAACGAUGAAGAUUCAGGCGGUAACGGAAGAAAUACGUGAGCCGGAACCGGUGACCGCAGCAGAUGACUUCAAGAUCGACUAUAGGGCAGCCGCGAGGGAUGCUCUAAAUAGAGUCCAGAAGGAAUUGGUGACGAAAUAG
Symsagittifera roscoffensis is the source of this 2466-nucleotide messenger RNA. Its product is annotated as dentin matrix acidic phosphoprotein 1-like. The record is from RefSeq and is a predicted model, not a curated record. Lineage: Eukaryota; Metazoa; Xenacoelomorpha; Acoela; Convolutidae. The coding region runs from base 1 to 2466 and encodes 821 amino acids. The transcript is spliced from 8 exons.